Papaver somniferum (opium poppy) is the source of this 1371-nucleotide messenger RNA. Its product is annotated as SUMO-activating enzyme subunit 1B-1-like. Gene Ontology annotation, molecular function: SUMO activating enzyme activity. The transcript has 11 exons. The record is from RefSeq and is a predicted model, not a curated record. Gene Ontology annotation, cellular component: SUMO activating enzyme complex; cytoplasm. Bases 162 to 1130 code for a protein of 322 amino acids. NCBI's taxonomy places the organism in Eukaryota, Viridiplantae, Streptophyta, Magnoliopsida, Ranunculales, Papaveraceae. Gene Ontology annotation, biological process: protein sumoylation.
CUCUUGAUCUGCCAAGGGUAUAUUUAGUAAUUUUGCGCUAUAUACAGUACUUUUACGGGGUAAGGGGAAUUUUUAACUUUCGAGUCCAAACCGGGAAAUAAAAUACUUCACCGCUCCGAAAUUCCUCCACGAAAAAGAAGAAGAAGCGUUUAAGGUUAAAAAUGGACGGCGAGGAACUAACAGAACAGGAAACAGCACUCUAUGAUCGUCAAAUCCGUGUCUGGGGUGUUGAUGCUCAGAGAAGGUUGAGUAAGUCGCAUAUAUUGGUUACUGGCAUAAGUGGAACAAUUGUUGAGUUUUGCAAGAAUAUCGUAUUAGCAGGAGUUGGGAGUGUCACAUUGAUGGAUGAUUGUAUGGUUACUGAAGAAUCAAUGUGGGCAAAUUUCUUAAUCACUCCCGAUGAGAAUAUGUGGGAUGGUAAAUCUGUAGCUGAAGUUUGUUGUGAUGGAUUAAGAGAGUUUAACCCCAUGGUUCAUGUCUCAGUAGAAAAAGGUAAUUUGUCAACUUUUGAUGGAGAGUUCUACGACAAGUUCAGCGCUGUGGUUGUUGGUCGAUGCUCUCUUGCAACUAAAAAAAGGAUCAAUGAAAUUUGUAGGAAGAGACCAAAUCGAAUCGCUUUUUACACGGUUGAUUGUAGGGACUCGUGUGGUGAAAUAUUCGUCGAUUUGCACAACUAUUCCUAUGCUCAGAAAAAGCUUGAAGAAACUGUUGAAUGCCGAUUGCAGUAUUCAAGUUUUGAGGAAGCCGUUGCAGUACCUUGGAAAUCUCUUCCUAGGAGGGCGUCAAAGCUUUACUUCGCCAUGAGAGUUAUAGAAAAGUUUGAACAUGAUGAAGGGCGUACACCUGGUGAAACUUCAAUUGCAGAUCUCCCUAAUGUGUUGAAAUUGAAGAAGCUACUUUGUGAGGAGCAGUCUGUGAAUGAAUCCCAAAUACCAGAUAGUCUCUUAGAGAGAUUAUUGGUUGGUAAUAUUGAACACCCACCAGUCUGCGCAAUCAUCGGUGGUAUUCUUGGCCAGGAAGUUAUCAAAAUGGUCUCUGGCAAAGGGGACCCGAUCAAGAACUUCUUCUUCUAUGAUGUCAUGGAUGGAAAGGGUAUAAUAGAGGACGUAUCAGCACCUGAGUCAAGUUAAAAGUAGAAGCUUAGGGUUAAGGCUACUAGACAUGAACAAUGUUAUGCGACUGCGGCUUAUUUUGGUUGGAACAAAUGGUUUUCUUUUAACUUUGAACUCAUUGUUUAACCAUUUUGGUGACCAUGUCCUCUUUGGAUGUGGUGACUUUACGGAAGCUCUGAAAUGUAUCAAGAAAAGCAAACAUCAGAGAUUAGUCACAACUUGUUUCCAUAUAUAUAACCAUCUUAGCAUUCCAAACUCA